Molecule: messenger RNA, 861 nt
Organism: Clonostachys byssicola
Lineage: Eukaryota; Fungi; Ascomycota; Sordariomycetes; Hypocreales; Bionectriaceae
Source: the annotation of a GenBank genome assembly
AUGUCCUCUCCCAAGGUCUGGCUUAUCACCGGAGCCUCGCGUGGCUUGGGGUUUGAACUUGCCAAGGCUGCUGCGAAGGUAGGACAUGUUGUCGUAGCAGGCCGACGCAGCUCCAAGCCAACUCCCCAGACUGCCGAAAUUGAAAACCUCGGCGGCACGUGGGUCGAGCUGGACAUGAAGUCUAAAGACAUUGAGUCUACGAUAGCGGCUAUUAAAGACCGCCACGGGAAAAUAGAUGUGGUUAUCAAUAACGCUGGAUACGGCCUUGGCGGGACUGCCGAGGAUAUCAGCAUGGAGGAAAUCCGGGACGUUUUUGAGGUGAAUGUCUUCGGCCUUAUUCGAGUCUGCCGCGCCGUGUUUCCCUUGAUGCGCAGCCAGGGUGGCGGUACCAUUGUCAAUGUUAGCAGCGUGGAUGGGAUCAUAAGCCCUCCAGCAAUCAGUGCAUAUUCCGCCUCAAAACAUGCUCUUGAGGGUUUCACCGAGGGCUUUGCGCCGGAGGUUGAGCCCUUCAACAUCCGGACAUUGAUCGUUGAACCCGGUACCAUGAAGACCGAGUUUGUGGACCCAACGGGAUCAGCAGUGACUGCCCUUAUAAGCGAGCCAUACAAGGGCACGGUAGCGGAUCAAAUUCUUCAGUACGUGUCGGAUGAUAAGCGGGUUCAGGAGCACGGAGCCAGCCCUCAGCUUACGGCAGCUCGCAUUGUCGAGGCGGUCGAUCGGACUGGUAUGUUUGCCGAGCGGGAUCUUGGCUUGAGGCUUCCACUAGGAAAGGACAGCGAGCACGUCUUGGAGUGGGGGAAGAAACUCGUCAAAGAGUUCGAAGGCUUGCAGGAUGUGGCUUUGAGUGUUCACACCCAGUGA